Molecule: messenger RNA, 2052 nt
Organism: Kluyveromyces marxianus DMKU3-1042
Lineage: Eukaryota; Fungi; Ascomycota; Saccharomycetes; Saccharomycetales; Saccharomycetaceae
Gene: GID12
Product: Gid12p
Exons: 1
Coding region: 1-2052 (683 amino acids)
Source: RefSeq, a predicted model, not a curated record
AUGCAGCCAAGUUUUAACUUCCUUGUUUCACAGCCUUCAAGCUGCAAAACAAAACCAUCCGGAUUUCGUGCCUUUGAGUGCAAGAAUGAUAGAAUAUACCCUUUAAAGGUAGAUACGGUGGAUCGGAAUGCUGAUACUAAUAGCAUAGUUCAGAAAAUUUGUUAUCUUCGACCUCGAGUCAGGCCAAUAGAUAUAUCGAUCGGAAAUACUUAUGGUGAAGAAUGUUCGGAUUACCUUUUGGUUGCUAAGAACAACGGGAUAAUUGAAAUUAUCAAGGAUUAUGACUUCAAGAUACGUAAUAGAAUACCAUUAAGGCCAAAUUAUCUACUCGUUUGUGUCCCUAUUAACACCAAUAUAGUUACUAAUGAUACGACGAUUGUUGGGAUGGAGUAUAGUGAUAAAUUUCUUUAUGUUUGCUCAUCUAAUGGUGAUUUAUUCGGGUUUAUACUAAAUUUGCCCGAUGACUAUGUUAGCGAACAGGAUUUUCAGGCACCAGAAGCAUACAAACGCUAUAAGGAUACAAUUAUGUGGAGGUCAGAUUCAACACCGCCCGAAGAUACUACCCCAGCCGAACGAUUUUUGAGGGAGGGUACUCAGUUUAAGAACGCACAUAGUUGUGCCCACAUAUGUUAUUAUUGUUAUCCAGUAAAUGAAGACGGAUUUUUUCACGAGACUAUAAGGCAGUGGUAUCCAAAACCUAUACCAGCUUUCUCCAACUGUUUCAUAACAUUUUUGAGGACAGACGUUAGCUCCUUUCAUAUUAAUCCGAUGGAUAGGUUCAGCGUCAUUACAGUAGCACCACAUACUCCGUUAACUAUCCACAAAAUACUAUUACCGGAGUUUUAUGUAGUAUUCUUUCACGAGUUCGUGAAGCUAAAAGAUGAAUACUUCUCAAAGAAGCUAAGACAAAAUUCAGAGCCGCCAAGCUUUGAUUUUAUGUCAAGGGUGGUAUAUGAUGUUGGAUUCCAAGACUAUUUAAAGAGAAAUUGUUCACAAUAUGCAUCUGACCAUGACAUAAGGCUUUGGAGAAGUAUGUUGGUCUGUGACAUGGUAUGCGAAUUCAAAUAUUCGUCUGUGUGGAGGCAGAAGCAAGGAAAUAUGAAAGAUUCCUUGCAUCGUCUUUUCUUUUAUGAUGCUUCUUUGAAUGAUGGCAAGAAUGUUCAGAAUGAUAUUGAAAAUCUUUCAGACUCUGUUGUUGACCUGGAACUAGACUCCCAAUCUAACUCAAUGCUAGGCUUUGCGAAUGCGUCGAUAGAUGUAGAUCAUCACGCGCAUUCCAAUAUAACACAUACUGAACGUUUUCUCAAACAUUUACGCAAGAGAACUUUUCCUAUCAACUUUCAGGUUGUAAAAACGGUAAGUGUCAACACAGAAACGGAAACCAAUGAGCUAGAAGCUACCACUUCGUUUCUUACGGAUACCUAUAAAGAUAUGGAUAUAAUACUAGUUGAAAAGUUCUUAAACAUCAACGCUUUUCGUCCCAAAUAUGUCGAUGAGCCUUUGAUGAAGCUGGACUCAAUACACGAUGUUCAAGAAAUAAAUGAAAAAGAGUAUGAAGCUCAGGUAGCUUUGAAUAACCUCUCUUCAUUUGUAAAGUUCUUUAUGCUUUCAGAUUCCCUUUGCAUGAUCUGGGAUUCUAAUGGAGUUUUGUUAAUAGAUAGAUUCCAACUUAGGAAUACCACACGAUUGCUUGAAAACGACGUUAACGCGGUAAAAGUGAUAGACUAUCGGGUUGGAGUAGUGAAUGAUAUUGGAUUAGUUUUAACAGAAUUUGAACACACUGGAUCGGAUUACCAUAUUGAGUUUUAUGCAAUUUUGUCUAUGCUAACAAAUGAGAUAGUUUUAUUAAAAGGUGAAUUUAACACAGGCCAACGGCUAGGGAAAAUAGCCGCUCUAGAUAAGUUGAGAGUCACAGAAAGAGAUAGAUUUGUUGAUCAAAUAAUGGUCACAAAUUAUCAUCCAACCAAGAAAAGAACCCUAGAUUCAUUCUCCGCUGAAAUACUUAGAAAGCAAAAACGUCAAAAACAUGAAAAUACAGACAUCUUGACUUAA